UCCAUGCCUGCCCAGAGAAGUUGCUGCUGCUCCUCAUCUCUGUGUGAAUGAAGAUUGAGCUUCAACCAAACUGAAGCACCAUGCUCUCUGCCCAUCAUCCGUGAUCAUUCCACUACUUUUCAGUCCUUUUCUCAUUCGGGGUUAAAUUGUUGACUUGCAAGAAUUGAACGGAGAGAAGAAGGGAAGGAUUUGAAGAAAGAAAUCUGAGACUAACGAGGAUCUGAACGUCAUGGGCCUUUCCCUGUGGAAGGAGAAAUGUUUCUCUGUUCUGUCUGCUUCCAAGGUUUUAAAAGUCAAUUUGACUGGUGAAGCAUUGUGAUGCACACGCAUACCUGAUUGAGAAUAUUUCAGUAUACUGACAGUGAAAAAACAUUAACCAGCAAAACAGUCUGCAAAAAAGAUUGCAUAAUUCACAGCAGAGAGAGAUUAUUCAUAUGUUUUGGGUGUGGACAAGGAUUCAACUCAUUAUUAAAACUGGAGAGGGAAUGAGAAAAGUCUCUCCAUGAAUAAAUCCUGGAAAUGUGGGCACUGUAGAAAGGGAUUCCAUGACCCAACUGCAUUUGAGAUUCAUGAGCACAGCCAUACUGGGGAGAGGCCGUUCAUCUGUUUUCUGUGUGAGAAAGGAUUCGGCGCUAUCUCUAAUCUGCUGACAGUGCAGCAAGUUCAUGCUGUUGGCAGGCCAUUCAUGUCUGACUGUAGGAAGGGACUUGCUGAUAUAUCUACCCAACUGACACACAAGCGUGUUCACACGCUGAAGACGGUAUUCCCCUGCUUGGAUUGUGGGAAGGGAUUCACCAAUUCAGCAAACCUCUUGAGACACAAGCAAGUUCACACUGGGGAGAGGCCGUACACUUGCUGUGAGUGUGGGAAAGGAUUUGCUCAGUCGUCUGGCUUGGUUAUUCACCAACGGAUUCACACUGGGGAGAGGCCGUUCGCCUGCUCCCAGUGCGGGAAGGGAUUCACUGAUUCGCACACCCUGUUGCAACAUGAACGAAUUCACACCGGGGAGAGGCCAUUCACCUGCUCUCAGUGCGGGAGGGGAUUCACCCAGUUAUCCAACCUGCAAGCUCACCAGCGAGUUCACACCGGGGAGAGACCAUUCAUCUGUUCUCAGUGCGGGAAGGGAUUUACACAGUCAUCCCACCUGCAAGUACACCAGCGAGUUCACACUGGGGAGAGACCAUUCAUCUGUUCACAGUGUGGGAAGGGAUUCACAUGUUCAUCCCAUCUGCAAGCACACCAACGGGUCCACACCAGGGAGAGGCCAUUCACUUGCUCUCUGUGUGGGAAGGAAUUCUCUCACUUAUCCAACCUGCGAACACACCAGCGGGUUCACACUGGGGGGAGGCCAUACGCCUGCUCUCAGUGUGGGAAGGAAUUUACUCGAUUAUCCAACCUGCAGAGACACCAGCGAGUUCACACUGGGGAGAGGCCAUUCACCUGCGCUCAGUGCGGGAAGGGCUUCUCUCACUUAUCCAACCUACAAGCACACCAGCGAGUUCACACCGGGGAGAGGCCAUUCAGCUGCUCGCAGUGCGGGAAGGGAUUCACUCAACUAUCCAACCUGCAGAGACACCAGCGAGUUCACACCGGGGAGAGGCCCUUCACCUGCUUUCAAUGUGCAAAGGGGUUCACUCGAUUGUCUAGCCUACAGAAACACCAGCGAGUUCACAAAUGACUGCAGGAGUGUGUUCUGCUGUUAGUGCUGCUGCUUAUCGUGUUCAGGAGUAAACCAUGUUCAUUCUGUCAGUGGGUGAAAUGGGAGGCUCAGCAGGUUUCUUUCUGCUUGACUGGCCAUCUCACCGCUUUGCUACCAGUGAGGCGGAUGCUUCAAAUUCUAUAUAAAUUCUGAAAUGAAAGCAAUGUUUCAAAGCCAGUUCUUCAGUUUGCAUUUCAUUUUCUCCAAUAGCAUGCCACAUUGGCAUGGAGCUGGUCACGUUCAGUCGUUGUUUUGUUUUGUGGGUGCUUCUCAAAGAAGGUACUUGGGAAUUUGUAAAGUUGCCAGCUCAUUUGGAAUCACUGAGGGGAAAUGAAGCCAGAAGGCUUGCUGAGCUUGGAGCUGGAGGAAGAAAUCUUCAGUGAGACUGAGCGCAAAGCAGUGAGUCUUACGGUGGCAGGAAGCUGUCAUGUAUCAGACAUGUGGAUGAGGAGCAGGAAGGCCAUUCAGCCCUUUGAAACUGCCUCACCAUGUGAUAAGAUGGAGUUGUCAUCUCCACUCCAUGUUCCUGCCUGAACCCUCGAAGCUGUGUCCCCAAGCUGGUCCAAAAGAUGGUGCAGAAGAUGGAACUGAGUCAGUAAAACUCAUAUGUUCUCACUGUCACUGGGUGGGACAGUCAGAGCAACACGCUGAUUAUCAAGGUGUAAAUCAGUGUAGGUAAAAGUGGCUGGUCACACCAAGGAGGGAAGCUUCUGAGGAACCCAUCAUUUCUAAUGCGUUUACCACGAGUGAAAAUAUAUGUCAGGGAUUCUGAAGCAUUUAUAUUUUUGGGAAAGUCACUCCAAGAAUACCAAAU
This is a messenger RNA of Hemiscyllium ocellatum (epaulette shark), 2513 nucleotides long. RefSeq names its product zinc finger protein 239-like. Gene Ontology annotation, molecular function: DNA-binding transcription factor activity, RNA polymerase II-specific; RNA polymerase II cis-regulatory region sequence-specific DNA binding. The record is from RefSeq and is a predicted model, not a curated record. Gene Ontology annotation, cellular component: nucleus. Bases 503 to 1678 code for a protein of 391 amino acids. The transcript has 2 exons. NCBI's taxonomy places the organism in Eukaryota, Metazoa, Chordata, Chondrichthyes, Orectolobiformes, Hemiscylliidae. Gene Ontology annotation, biological process: regulation of transcription by RNA polymerase II.